Molecule: messenger RNA, 1009 nt
Organism: Strigops habroptila (Kakapo)
Lineage: Eukaryota; Metazoa; Chordata; Aves; Psittaciformes; Psittacidae
Gene: HOXD1
Product: homeobox D1
Exons: 2
Coding region: 1-672 (223 amino acids)
Biological process (GO): regulation of transcription by RNA polymerase II
Cellular component (GO): nucleus
Molecular function (GO): RNA polymerase II cis-regulatory region sequence-specific DNA binding; DNA-binding transcription factor activity, RNA polymerase II-specific
Source: RefSeq, a predicted model, not a curated record
AUGGACCUGGGGUACUUUCCCCUCGCCUUCCCGCCGGGGCUGUGCUGUGGGGCUCCGGAGCCUCCCUGCUCCCGGCGGGCGGACAGCACCUUCCUGGCGCUGGGCACCGCCGCCAGCGCCGCGUCCCCCCCGCCGCCGCCUGCCUGUGCAGGGGUAGCGGGGUACACGGCCGCCCCCCCCGCGGCGCCAGGCUCCGGCUACCGGCCGUCCCGCAGAGCCGGGCCGCCGAGCUACGCCACGUCCAUCUUCCCCGGGAGCGGCCGGUCGCCACCGCCUCCCGAGCCCGGCCCCUCCUGCCCCGGCGCUGUCCCCGCGCCCGGCUCCCCGGCCCCUGCGGCGGCCCCGGCAGCGCCCCGCACCUUCGAGUGGAUGCGAGCGAAGCGGAGCCCGCCCGGGAGAAGCGGCGUGGCGCCGUGCGGGGGGGACCCUCGCGCCUGCCCCGCACGCACCAGCUUCAGCACCCGGCAGCUCACGGAGCUGGAGAAGGAGUUUCACUUCAGCCGGUACCUGUCGAGGGCUCGCCGCCUCGAGGUGGCCCGCUCGCUGCGCCUCCGCGACGUCCAGGUGAAGGUCUGGUUCCAGAACCGCCGCAUGAAGCAGAAGAAGCGGGAGCGGGAGGCGCUGGCCGCCCCCACCGCCGCGCCCGCGGAUGCCCCAGGCGGCCCGGCGUGAGGCCCCACCGCUCCCCACGGAGGGGUCCGCCAGGGACGUCGGAGCUGGGCUGGGUGCUGCGGCCGGCGGAGCACCCGCGGUGUCCUUUGGGGCGGGAUCGCGGCGAUGCAGCUCCGCUGUGGUUGUUUAUAUUUUCUUUCUUUUUCUAUUGCAACUUAUUUACAGUUUUAUUUAUGCGGAUUCCGGGAAAGAUGCCAGCCCGGAACGCUGCUGCUUUAUUUCGGCCCGAGGGAGCGGGCUGGUGCAGCCAGGAGCUAACCGGGGCUGCCGGUCUGCCAGCUGCUCUGUGUCCGGGGGCUGCCCAAGCAACCGGCCCCUUCCUCGUUUUGCAUUUAAA